ACCUCUUUCUGCAUGAGCACGGACCAACACGGCGCAUUCGACAUUCUAGCGACAUACGAUGCCUCGUAGAGAUAACACUUCUUCGUUCGUUGUGUGUCCGAUGACUUGUACUGUUUACUGACUCUGUUUUCGUUUGCAGUGCCAUCCAAUCUUGGCGGAAGUGGCACAUACACGUAAGAUCGGUUACUCUUCAGUGAAGUUCUAGCCAAGAUCAUGCCUGUCGUUAAGUCAAAACUGAAGCCAAAAACCAAGACUAGCAGGACUGCUGGAUCACUGGUGGCCAAAGGACAUGCAAGCAAAGCUACUAAAACUAACAAAAAGAAGACGUCAAUUCCAUCUGUGGAUUCUGGGUAUUCUCUGUACUCUACAGAUUCAGAAGAUCCAACUGUUUACGCUAACAGAGGUUUAGAUAGAUGUGCUGCAUUGCUGGCUAAUAUCCUAGAGAGUGAUGAUAGUGAGCGUGUGGGAACUAAACCACAGAAGUGUACAAAGAAAGGCAAAGUGGCGGCCAAGCCUGCUGUGAAAGCAACAAAAAAGCCUCAGGUUAUUACCCGUCAGAAAUCCCAACCCAAGCCACCUCAGAGAGCUCUGAAGGUUCCAACCGCUGAGCAAGAUAUUUCUGAUUCAUUUUCUCAUGUCAAUCGAUCUCCCAAUUUGUCAACAAGAAGCCGUCCAAUGUCGCCUUUCAAAGCUGACCAAGAUAUGAGUGCACAGGUCAAAAGUACACCCUAUAAUGAGAGAUUGCCCUCAUCUACCCCGAUCAACUCUCCAUCCAAGCAAACACAAGUAGACCAUGCAAGGCCAGUAUCAAGGGAGAAACAACAUGGUUUUCCAGUCCAGUAUAAUAAAUAUCCGAUACAUGAACCAUAUCACAUGAGCAGUGGUUCUGCUCCACCCCCUCAUCUUUUGCAACAGAGACCUGACUUUCACAUGCCUUUUGCUGGAUUCCCCGGACUACACACUGGAUAUCUGCGACAACAUGAAGGACCUGUCUAUUCAGACAGACAUUUAUACUCCAGAACUAAUGCUAAGUUUGGUUAUCUUGAUGAAGAUCCUACGGGGUAUCAUUCAGACCCUUUAGCUUACUCAAGUAAUGCCCACUACUCUGAUGCCAUACAAGGAUUAUCCAAUAGGAACCCAUCUUUUGAUCAUGUGUACUAUCAUUCCAACCCAAACUAUGGAGUUGAAAUUCCUGAGAGGGAUACUCCACAAUAUUAUCCGGUACAUUCCCAAAUGCCAAAUGUUUUACCUCCUUCGCAUGAACGUUUGCCUGUGACAGAAACGUAUGGCAAUUACAAUUCCCAACCAAGACCUGCUGCCCCGGAUUAUUCCAUUCAUCAUACAGCGAUGUAUCCACAGCAAACUGAUGAGCCUAUUGACAACCCACCUGCCAAUGUUGAUUCAUCAACAGAGGGAAUUCCACGUACUCCAGUAACAGGAUAUGAAAAUUUCCAACAUUUUGCAGAUGAGUUGAGGGCUGAUCUUCCCCUCAACAGCCAGGGCAGCAUUACCUCCGUCAGAAUCAACUCUUCUAAAGAAAUGGACAAAUCAGUAACAGUGGUUCAAGAUAAAGAUCAAUCACAUCGAGAUGCAAAAUUAUCUGAGCCAGAAAUAAACGCCAGUCUGGACGGCACUUUGAAUAUAGAACCUGAGCAAGAAAGUAAACCAAUCAGUCCGUUUAAAAUUCAAUCUAAUACAAGCUUUGAAAAAAGCCGAAGUGACUCCUCAAAACGAGGCAGUUUUCAAGAAAAAGAAAAUGCCAAAGCAACCAAUCAAAAUGUAGACAUUUCUAAGACGCCGGGAAAAACACCUCCAGGAAGCCAAUCACGGAAUACAAAAUCUAAUCAGGUGCACACAUUGAAAUAUUUACUUGGAGAGCUGAGGGCUGUUACAGGAAUGCAAGGUGAUAUUGAAAUCAGUCGACUUCUUGACGAAAUCGAAUAUGCCGCCAAUGCUAUUCCUCAUGUCAGGGAGACAAUCAACAUAGAAACAGACAUACAGUUGGCGUUACAGCCGCUACGAAGCGAGAACUCACAGCUGAGGAGAAGACUGAGGAUUGUCAAUCAACAGCUAAAAGAACGUGAACAUUCUGAAAAGGAGAAUAAAGAUGGCACUAUGGGUUUUGAAUUGUUAGCGGCUCAGACAAUGAACGCAACAAUACAGAAACAGAUGAAGGAUGAUAAAAGACACCGAGAUAUGCUGCUUACCAAAAUAGAUGAACUAAACAAAGAACUAAACAAGUAUCAAGAUGAGAAGAAAAAAAUGAUGCAGAUCUUGGAUGAGAAAGACUCUAAUCAUCUGAAAAGCCGUCAGGAAUGGACAGGAGAUUUGAGUAAACUGCGUAACAACCAUGAGCAAGUCAUAGCUAAAUUAGCAGCUACUGAAAUCACGCUAGAAGCCAGCGUUAAAGAGAAUGAUAUCUUGAGAUUGGCGAUGAAACAAAGAGAUGCAGAAGUCACAAGGAUGAAAGUAUUAAAUGAGGAUCUUCAACAGAGUGUCAGUAACCUUCUACUUGACUUAGAAUCCCACAAACCAAGUGAGAGGAGCAACUACUGGAGUGUACCGCAAGAUUCUAUGCAAAGAUUGGAGCGGUUACUCAGACCGAACCCUCCCACAAGAUCACGUCAAAGUCCACAGAAAAAAGAUUUCAGUCCCGACUACAGAGCUACAGUGAGAAGACAAACCACAACGGAUAAGAAACGAACGCCCCCGACUUUGGAGAGGACGAUGUUCCGAUCACCAACAAACAAUACUGCACUUCCCAGUGAAGAGAUGAAGAUAAGCCCUGCUCAGAGAUCAUUAAAUUUUGGUAUUUCUCCAGAACGUUCGCGAUUAAAAGAAACAUUUCAGUUUGUCGAUCCUUCUACAGAGAAUGGCCAGUCAUAUGAUGCACUAGCAAAGACUUUAACCGAUAGUUGUGAUGAAGAGUGUAGCAGCAGUAACCAUGGUUACCAUCGAGUAUCUCCAGUUAAAAGGAACUUGGGUGAGCUGACAAAGGAGAAUCUUGAAGAGUUUAAUAAAAAGUUUCCGAGUGAAAAAGUAGAUGAAUAUAGUUAUAUGCUGAGCAGGGAAAAACCGCUUUUCUCAGAAAACCUUCUUGGUUCACCGAUUAACGGUAGAAAUGCUACUACGCUAAGCAGUGGUACAUUGACGCCAGGACAUUCUCAGCAUUCCUCGCCAGUGAAAAACGAUCUGAAAACUGUGACGUUCGCACAUGAUACUCACAAGGAGUACUAUUAUGACCCGAAUUCUCGAAUUCAAAGCGAUUCCAAAAUCAGCUCGGACAAGCUACCUGAUUUUACGAAUCAUACAACCUUACUAGAUCAUGAUUAUGUUGAUGAUGUAACCAGGGAAACAGAAUUUGAUGAUGAAUUUAGCAUGCCAAUGAACAGUCAAUUUGGUUUGCAUCGAAGUACUGUCCAGAAACCCUAUGAUUGGGCCGGUACGAUUGAAACAACUAUGGAUGACAUUGUAUCACUGACUUCAGGGUCGACAUCAACAGUGACGUCCCAGGACGAGAGACAGUUUCGACAAGGUCUCGCUAACCUUGACGCUGACAUAGCAAGGUUGCAGAGCCAUCUAAGGCAAAUGAAACACUCGUAA
Saccoglossus kowalevskii is the source of this 3603-nucleotide messenger RNA. RefSeq lists its product as uncharacterized. The record is from RefSeq and is a predicted model, not a curated record. Gene Ontology annotation, cellular component: centriolar satellite. NCBI's taxonomy places the organism in Eukaryota, Metazoa, Hemichordata, Enteropneusta, Harrimaniidae. Gene Ontology annotation, biological process: protein localization to centrosome.